GUGCAGUUUAAGGUGCUAAUGACUGCAGGUGGGCAGGCUGUACAUUAGUGGUGUUGCUUGCUUCAGCUGUUUUUUCUCCAGGGGAUGAGUCGGCUCAGCCUGGUCCCCAACUACUGCCGCUAAUCCCACCAGAGCAGAGGAAGAAGAUCUGCUGUGAGCACAUGCCACGCACCUCUAAGGACCAGCAGCAGACUCUCCACCAUGGACUUCAUCUUCCACUUCCUGUUCUCCCCACUCCCAACCCCUAUAAUUGUCUCCUUGUUCGCUUUGGCCGCUGCCACCCUAUUUUACCUGAACACUCGACCAAGUCCCAUCCGGUCCCCCACUGACCUCAGCUGCCAAACUAUGGGUAUCAAGGAUGGUGCAAGAAAGUCUGCUUUGUUGGAGGAUAACAACAACCUGAUAUCAUAUUGCUGCAAAGAUGCAAAGACACUCUAUGAGGUUUUUCAGAGGGGUCUGAAGGUUUCAGGUAAUGGACCAUGUUUAGGCUACAGAAAACCAGGAAGACCAUACCAGUGGCUGAAGUACCGACAGGUGACUGACAGAGCAGAGCACCUGGGAUCUGGGCUUAUUCAUAGGGGUUUGAAGCCAAACUCUAACACCUUUGUUGGUAUCUUUGCCCAGAACAGACCUGAGUGGGUUAUUGGUGAACUGGCAUGUUACACCUAUUCAAUGGUAGUUGUUCCCCUGUACGACACGCUGGGUCCGGAGGCUCUUGUGUUUAUUAUCGACCGAGCUGAGCUUUCCACAGUGCUUUGUGACAAUCAAAAGAAAGCAGAAACACUCCUGCAGAAUCGGGAGAAAGGCCAGACUCCAGUCCUCAAAACCAUCAUCAUUAUGGACUCUUUCAACUCCGAGUUGGUCGAGCGAGGAGCAAAGUGUGGUGUGAACAUUGCAUCCUUGGAGGAAAUGGAGGCACUAGGGAAAAGUAAUCCUCAAAAGCCAAUUCCACCAAAGCCAGAGGACCUCAGCAUUGUUUGUUUCACCAGCGGCACAACAGGAAAUCCCAAGGGAGCAAUGCUGACCCAUGAGAACGUGGUCGCCGAUGCUGCAGGUGUACUCAAAACCAUUGAGGUAUCGAUGAUUCCAAACACCCAGGAUGUCACAAUUUCAUUCCUGCCAUUGGCACACAUGUUUGAGAGAGUCGUGCAGACGGUGAUGUUUGGUGCUGGAGCUAAGGUGGGAUUCUUCCAGGGUGACAUCAGACUGCUGCCAGAUGACAUGAAGACACUGCAGCCCACCCUCUUUCCAGUUGUGCCUCGACUUCUCAACCGUAUCUAUGACAAGGUUCAGAGCGGAGCCACUACACCUUUCAAGAAAUGGUUAUUGAACUUUGCAGUGGAGAGGAAAUAUGCAGAGGUGAAGGAUGGCAUCAUCAGGAAGAACAGCGUAUGGGACAAGCUCAUCUUCAACAAAGUCCAGGAGUCUCUAGGGGGGCGUGUGAGGGUCAUGGUGACUGGCGCAGCACCCAUAUCUCCCUCUGUUCUCAAAUUUCUCAGAGCUGCUCUGGGUUGCCAGAUCUUUGAGGGGUAUGGUCAGACAGAGUGCACAGCCAGCUGCACGAUCACCAUGCCAUGUGAUGCCACUGCAGGUCAUGUUGGGGUGCCGUUGCCUUGCAAUUUUGUGAAGUUGGUGGAUGUUGAAGAUAUGAACUACUUUGCUUCAAAUGGUGAAGGAGAGGUCUGUAUCAAGGGCAACAAUGUGUUCAAGGGGUACUUAAAAGAUCCAGAGAGGACUGCAGAGGCCUUGGAUGAAGAGGGUUGGCUCCAUACUGGAGACGUUGGGAAAUGGCUUCCGAAUGGAGUUCUCAAGAUUAUUGACCGGAAGAAGAACAUCUUCAAGCUGGCUCAAGGAGAGUACAUCGCACCAGAGAAGAUUGAGAAUGUGUAUGUACGCAGUGCACCAGUGGCACAAGUGUUUGUGCAUGGAGACAGUCUACAGUCUUGCCUGGUUGCUGUUGUGGUCCCUGAUCCUGAAGUCCUGCCAGGUUUUGCUAAAAAUCUUGGCUUUCAUGGUUCCAUUGAAGAACUCUGCAAGAUCCCUGAAGUUAAGAGAGCCAUUAUUUCAGACCUGACCAAACUAGGAAAAGAAGCAGGACUCAAGUCUUUUGAGCAGGUUAAAGAUGUGCACCUCCAUCCUGAGCAAUUCACCAUUGAGAACGGCCUGUUAACCCCCACCCUUAAAGCAAAGCGGGCUGAGCUCAAAAACCUCUUCCAGUUUCAGAUUGACCAACUUUAUGCUAAAAUCCAGUAACCUGAAUAAACAACUUAAGACAAAAAAAGA
Molecule: messenger RNA, 2283 nt
Organism: Pundamilia nyererei
Lineage: Eukaryota; Metazoa; Chordata; Actinopteri; Cichliformes; Cichlidae
Gene: acsl5
Product: acyl-CoA synthetase long chain family member 5
Exons: 22
Coding region: 202-2253 (683 amino acids)
Biological process (GO): long-chain fatty-acyl-CoA biosynthetic process; positive regulation of long-chain fatty acid import across plasma membrane; fatty acid metabolic process
Cellular component (GO): mitochondrion; endoplasmic reticulum; membrane
Molecular function (GO): arachidonate-CoA ligase activity
Source: RefSeq, a predicted model, not a curated record